AUGGCGGGAGUCUUUGACAGGUUCCGGUUCGGUGCUAAGCGCCAGCGCAGUGAAGACACAGCGGACGCCACUCCAUCCUGGCAGGAACGCUGGCAUGCCAUCUGCGAUGACUGCUUUGAGCAAGCUCAGCCUUGUUUGCACCAUCCAGAACGUCGUCUUCGCUUGCUUAUUGUCGGUCAUAAUCCCUCCGAUCACGCGUGGAAGACUGGGUAUUCCUACAGUAACCCAACGAAUCGCAUGUGGAUGUUAUUGACUGGAACCCUUUCUCCUCACUCCUGGGAAGGCAUCGUGCCUUCAACAGCAAGAAUCGAUGAGCAAAAUAUCUUGCCUGAUGUUCAUGGCGUCGGCUUCACUUCAAUCGGAUUAGAGCCUGGCAAUGAUGCUUCAAAGUACGGCAAGGCAACAAUGGAAGCAUGGCGAACGAGCUUCUUCCAGCGACUACGUCGCCAUGCUCUUCCUCACGCCCCCAUACUGAUCGCAUUCUCCGGUAAACGUCAGUUCAGCUACUUAUUCUCACCGGCUUUAUCCAAGAUCGAGAGCUACGGCAAACAAUCAAAACUGCCUCCUGGUUGGCCACACGAGCUUCGUGCAGAUAGCGAAGUUUGGGUUCUUCCGAGCUCUAGCGGCCGAGCUGCCAUGACAACGGCGCAACGUACACUGCCCUAUCAACAGCUAGCGGAGCGUCUGCGUCAGAUCCCGUGGGGUGUCGUCAAGAAAGAGUAG
Molecule: messenger RNA, 723 nt
Organism: Phytophthora infestans T30-4
Lineage: Eukaryota; Oomycota; Peronosporomycetes; Peronosporales; Peronosporaceae
Exons: 6
Coding region: 1-723 (240 amino acids)
Biological process (GO): base-excision repair, AP site formation
Molecular function (GO): mismatch base pair DNA N-glycosylase activity
Source: RefSeq, a predicted model, not a curated record